CUUUGAUCGACCAUUGUCCUUUUCUGCACAGAUAAAUACUGCGCCAAAAUGGUUGUCGCUGCAUUCUUUCUCGGUGCUAUGUCAGUUUCUGACCUUACUGGUGCUCGUUCUCCGUCUCUGGAUGACCCUAACCCCUCGUCUAAUGUCCCCUUCACGCCCAAGAAUGGUGCACCAUCCACUUCUGCUAACGACGACGAGACCAAUCCGAAGACGACCCCGUACAAUUUCGGCGCUGCGAGCCACCGCGCUUUCCAUAUGAAGUACGAGCGAAAGGACUACGACAACUUCAUCAGGGAGGACCUUGAAUCACGCGUAUUCAUUCCCUCCGAUGACUUUCUUCGUGUCAUCCUUCACCUUCCCCGGGAUUGGAGACAGGAUUCCACCAUUUCUGCUCUCAUUAAAAAGGUGAAAGCAGAUGAACAGUGGAAGGCACUGUGGGACGACUACAAGGCCGAAUGCAAGACCACGGACGAAACGAAUUUAUAUCACCCGCACAACAGUUUGUGCAAUAGGGCGCUCGCUUUGAUCAAGGACGGCACACGCUCGGGGCCUGAUAUUGGUUUCUACCGACAGGACCCUCAGCCUGUCAAAGGGAGCAACGUCGACCUUAAACCGGAUGCGAUUACUCUCCUGCUGUCUCUAUUCAACAGCUCCCAGAACAACAUCGAAGACAUCAAAACCGGAGGCCCGAAGAACAAUAUCGGGUGGCCGCAGCUUUUGCAGUGGCUUGAAUUCAAAUUAAGCUUUACUACCCUGGAUAAUGGUCGAUACGCCACUCGAGUCCUCACAGCAGGUAAGUUUUUGUGCUCUUUGAUGUAUAUAAUUUUGCUGACGCGUUACUUAUCAGACAAGAAGGAUCCGAUGGGAAAGCCUUCUCGUCAGAAGCCAUAUAUGCUCCCUGGAGAUCCGGAGGGUGUCGGUGUGGUGGCGGGACAGAAACGUAAAUCCGACAAGCAAGAUGCUGCUGCAAGGAGCCGAAUGCAGGAGGAGGCUGAGUCUGAGCGUCUGCGCGAAAUAUGGAAAGGCAAGGACGAUAAGAACAAGGAGGAUCCCCGACUACAGUGUGCGCGCUACGCGAUGGAGGUGUUGUCUAGUGCUGGGUUCAGGACGCACAGCAUCGGUGCCUUGAUUGGCGGUACUCACCUUCAGAUGCUCUACUAUGAUCGCUCCUCAAUCAUCGUAUCGCAAGAAAUCGACAUGGAUAAUGAUCCAGAUUCUUUCAUUGCUAUGCUGAUCGGAUUGCACGGUCUCACGCUCGAGAAGCACGGCAUCCACAGUAUCAUUGAAGACCCGUUCCUUAGUGACUAUGGAGAAUACACAAAGGAGCAUCAGGACGACACCGCGACGCUGUUCGAAGGGAGGAAGCUGACGCUAAAGAAGUCAGACGGUACUCCCGUGGUCUUGACGCUUGGAAAGAUCAUCUUCCGACAGCCUGGGAUUAUUGGUCGGGAUACGUGCGUCGUCGAGGCGACGGCUGAGGGUUACGAAGAGUGGAAGGGGAUGGAGACGAUCGUCAAAAUUAGCUGGCAAGCUAAAUCGCGUCCCUCGGAGAAGGAUUUCAUGAACGACGUGAAGACCGCGGUGGACAAGAUGUCCAAGGACGGUGCAUCACAUCAUUGGGUCGCGGACCAUCUUCCCAAUAUUCUACUGUCACAGGACUUCGAGAUGGCGGAAGAUUCGCCACAGGCGAGACUCAAGGAGUACUUUGACGCUGUCAGCUAUGCAGAUGGAGGUUCAUUUAAUUAUGAGGAGCGGGUGUGCCGUGUCAUGGUGCAGGAGAGGCUUUAUUCAAUUACGAGUCUCCGCGAGCCUCGCCAGUAUGCUCAAGGAAUAUUUGAUAUAUUACAAGUCCACAAAUGGGUAUAUGACCACGCAAAAAUCAUCCACCGGGAUAUCAGCAUGACGAACCUUAUGUGGCGGAAGAGGAACGGCGUCAUUUGUGGGGUGUUGAACGACUUCGAUUUGUCUUCCUACCGUGAUCGUGAAAGUGCGUCGGCUCUACGUCGCACAGGAACGGGACCGUACUACGCGUGCGAUCUCCUUAAGGAGGAUCCGCCUGUCCAUAUCUAUCGACAUGACGUUGAGUCUAUCUUUAACGUCCUUGUCCUUCUUUGCUGUCGCUAUGAGAUCCAAGCGACUCCCGCUCCAGAAGGCAAAGACCAGCUUGUGCAUGUACCGGCCCUUCCAUUCGAAAGUUGGUACGAUAUGUCAUACUUACAGCUUCACGACAAGAAGUUUAAAUUCUUCAUCAUGGCCCAAGACCCCGACAAACUUCUCCCAGCUUCUAUCAGCUUCUCCGAUUUCAAACCAUGGCUCAUGUUCUGCUACAGUCUGAUUAGUGAAGGCCUUUUCGCUGCAAUCAGAUACGAACGUAACCAAUCAAAUGGUCCGAUUGCUCGAACAUUGUUCUCUUCCAUAACGUCAAACUCAGAGCCCGCGUUCUCUGAAAAGUUCGACGACGCGACACUAGGAGGUUUUGUAGACUAUCCGAGGUUCUUUAAGGUCAUGUGCAAGUUUGCUGGCCAAGAUCUAACCGUCAAAUAUAAUCCAAAUGAGAACCCAUAUGGUCCGUUUUGAGCAGGUGCUAACUAGUACAGUG
This is a messenger RNA of Guyanagaster necrorhizus, 2599 nucleotides long. RefSeq lists its product as uncharacterized. NCBI's taxonomy places the organism in Eukaryota, Fungi, Basidiomycota, Agaricomycetes, Agaricales, Physalacriaceae. The record is from RefSeq and is a predicted model, not a curated record. The transcript has 4 exons. Bases 49 to 2577 code for a protein of 842 amino acids.